AUGGGUGGCACUGUAGCUCUCUGUUCUGUCAAUAUUAGUAUUUUUUUGGAGAGCUACAGUUCUGCAGCUAAACCUGACCUAAACCUGAGUGUUUUGUUUUUUCCAGACACAUAUCCCAAAAUCUAUGGCCCCAAGAAGAUAAACAGGUCCCCAACAGCUUUGUUAGAAGCUCUGGAAGAAAGUGUUGGCCAUGAAUGUCGAAGUUAUGGGAAGUUUUCCAUUGAUGACCCAGCCUGUUACCAUCGCCAGUUUAAUAAGGCAGAAAUGAUGCUUUCUACAGCAUCAGGGAGGAAAGCGGCCAGAAUGAUGAUGAGUAUGUACCCCCAGGUGUUUGAGGGGACACCUGCUCACAUACCUGUGGAACCCCCAACUAAG
Saccostrea cuccullata (small rock oyster) is the source of this 375-nucleotide messenger RNA. RefSeq lists its product as uncharacterized. The transcript has 4 exons. The record is from RefSeq and is a predicted model, not a curated record. NCBI's taxonomy places the organism in Eukaryota, Metazoa, Mollusca, Bivalvia, Ostreida, Ostreidae. The annotation marks the transcript as partial.